GUCCUAUUGUUAGCUUGAUGAACAGUGACCUGAUAAACUUCGCAGUGUUUAUCUGCGUUGUCAGUCGCAUGAUCUGAUCUUAAAGGGCGUACAUUAAUACGUACUUUCAGACAACAUAUGGAGCCGUGUUGUUUUGAUGCCUGAGUCAAAGUAAGCUUUAUUUCUGCAUUACAUUUAUCAAUGAAAACAACAGCCUGCUAACGAAUUAUACAGCUAACCUUACUUUCAUUUUGCAAAUUAUUAAAGGAGGCUGUGUUUUUACGGUAAACAUGCACUGUCAUUAACUUUUUUUCGUAGUUUCAUGAUACUGAUACCUUAGUUUAUGGUCAAACCGCUGGGAAACAUUUACUGAUUUAUUUCCGUAUUUGUUUCUCAGCACUGUAGGCUGAGUGGGUGUGUCUAAUCAAUCAUGUAUAAUGUCUUCCGGAGUUAUCAGGUGAUAUUCCAAGGAAAGUCUCUCAGGGCACAGAAAAUCAAGAAAUAACAACAGCUGGAUUUGUCUUCAGUGUGUGGUUGUGUCCUCUCUUUGCAGACAUGGCUGUGUUUGAGAACUGCUCUGUGGUUUUGGACCUGAAGAAUGUGCCUUUCAAGAAGCAGAAGAAGCUGAAGUCUGCAGUGACAGAAAAUGGGGGCAAGAUUGUCUUUGUGAUCAAUGAUAAGGUCAGGAUGUGGUUAAAUCCUACUGUUGAGGUUGUGACUGAGAAUCAAGUUGUCUGCCGAACUGACAGUGAGAACAACAGUGAGACACUUGGCUUGAUUCUGCAAGGAUCACACUGUUAUUACUGUUCACUGUCACCUAAAAAGAGUAGAUUCUGACAGGCUCAUACAUUAGGGAACUGGAACGCAAUACUUUGAAACAGACAGCAUUCACCCUUGAACACUAUCGCUAAAAUUUGUAACACCAUCGCUGUCGCCGGGUGAUUUUACCCAAAAUAAUAUACCCAAGAAAAAGUACUUGUCAUCAAAUUAUAUCAAAAUAGGACAUUACAUGACAAAAUUAAAGUAGUUUUCUUUUAGUUUUAAUUGUGCAAUGUCCAAAGGGAGAAAAAUAGUGCCAUAAAAAAUCGACCAUAUAAAAAUGCAACAAAAUAACUGAAAUUAGGCAUCCAUGAACAAAAAAUUCAUAUGUAUAUAUUUAAAAAUGUAAAAUUAGUUUCUUUUCCACCCAUUCCCUGGGCAUGUGAGUUUUCCCUGGUGAAGACUCAGGGUCCUUGGCACAAUAAAAGCUGCAGCAGAGAGAACAAAAAAAACAUAUUGAGUGUGUAAAAAAUGACCAGCUGACUAAAAUAUUUCUUAUCACCAUAUUCCCUUGAAAAUCACUACUUUGUGAUAGAUAUUCAUAACCACAGCGCUAAAUGCAGAUAGCAUGCAAAUUCCAGGACCACUCUUACUGACCUAAUUCGCCUACAUGCAUCUAUCAAAUCCACCCAAACCUACUUACCCUUUAUCUCUAUUGCCGGGUAAAAAAGAGUAGAAAAAAUGCUGAUGCUACCCAGGGACCCAUGAUACUCAGACAAACGCAACGUAGCGAAAAUCACGUAAACAUGUUUGGUCGGGUGAAAAUCGCCCGGUGAUAGCGUUCUAUGGUUAAAUGAUGCAUUACUUUGAUUUUUUAUUAAGUGAAACUAAUUAAUUUGAUGUAAAAUGUAAACCUCUUAAGCAAGCAAGCUUUAGUUAUACAGCACAUUCAAUUCAACGCGCUGCACUGGGUUUGACAACGAAAAAGCCAAUAAAAACAUAGAAAAUGGGACUUAAAAUGUGAAGAAACAGAAGAGGACAUGCAUAAAAAACAUGAACAUAUAGAGAAAGUUAAAAUAGUACUAAAAGGUAAGGAGGAUUAAAUAUAAAUUAAAGACAGAAAGCCAAAGGAUCUGAGAGAACAUCCUAGUUCAUUUCCCAAAAGCACAUCUUAGAUAUAGUCUGCUGUGAGGCCACACAGUACCAUAUAGAUCAAUAAAAGAACUUUAAAAUCAAUAUGAAAACUAACAAGCAGCCAGUGUACAGGUUCUGAAAUGUGUGCUUUCCUCCCGGUCUUUGAGAGCACCAGUGCUGCAGCAUGGGGAAUUAACUGCAGCUGGUUUUAUUGUUUUCUUUAAUAGACCAGGAAACAGAGCGUUACAGAAGUCUAGAGUAAGUCUGUGUUGCUCAGAGAGAGAAACAACCUCGUUUUAGUAACGCUCUAUAGCCAAUUAAAAGCUGUUUUUUGGUACAGACAUCACAUGCAGUUAAAAUUCACAAAAACAUCAACAUGAAUGUUUAAAACUAUAUGCAUACACAGAUGCUUUGACGGAUAUGUAGUCAUGUAAAUUUGCUUCAAAAACAUGUAAAAGUCAGAAAUAUAUUGGCAAAAUGUGCACAAACUCAGCACUACAUAUGUUUUUAUAUGCAUCAGCAAAAAUCUCCGCUAUCUUAAUUUUAUGUUCUCUACCUACAUUUCCCACAGUGCUCUUUGGUAGUCACCAAUGAUGUGUCCAGCCUGAGCACCAACCGACGACAUAGCAUCCAAAAAUGCCAAACACCGAUCGUCGGGGUGGAUUACAUCUUCAAGUGUGUGGAGAAAGGUGUUCUUCUUCCUGUGGAUGAAUACAAGCUGGACUCCUCUCCGUCCUCUGCCUCCUCACCUCCAGUCCUUCCCUCCUCACCUAAGAAAAUCCCUCUCAUACAAGGUAUUCAUUUAAAAGGCUGGGUGGAAGAAGAAGUUGUUGCACAUGCUGUUGUGGUUUCUCCUUUUUUAUUUGGUUCUGUAUUAGCAUGACUCCUAAUAGGAGAAAGGAAGUGUCUGCAUGAGUUUAAUCAUAACUGAUGGUGACUGAGAAAGUGCUUCAGUAUCCAGGAGGCCCCUUUCUUUGACGCCUUUGAAAACCCCUAAACACACAUUUUAAUAUCGAUGCAGAAACCUUUUAAGAUGAGCUUGAAAUUAGUAUUAAAAGACAAGGAAGUUACAGGUACUCUGUGUGUGCUGUCUCAGCCCCGAACAGAUGACACUCAUUGUAAAUUAAAUCACUGUUCCCACACAGUGACUCAUGGUCUCUGUAAGACGUUUGUGUGUGCACAAAACUUAGAUACAAGUUAUUUUUCUUGUGGCUUUUAGUCCUGUAGUUCUGUCCUCCCUUGAUAGAUCCAAGAUUGAAAAAUCGACACUCUGCGCCAUGGUCAGCAGGUUGAACCACAUAGUCUUCUCAGCGUGGGUAUGGGUGUGUUUGUUCACUGGGUGUGUUUGACUUUACUUUGUUUCAUUUUCUGGUUUUCUAAAGUUCUCACUCAGCCAUGCGUCAGCUCUGUGUAUUAACAGCUUUAAGUGUCCGUACAGGAAUCCAUAUGUCACUCUGCUAUCACAGCUCAUGUCAGCUCAGACUCAUACAUACACCUUUGUGUGAAGCAUUCAUUGCAUUACAUGUGGCUUAAAGUUGGGUGGGUCAAUAAUGUCUUUAUGUGUCUUGCCCUCUGCAGAGUCUAAAGUCCCAAUUAGCAAAGAGGUUGCUGAGCCAUGCAAAAACCCUGCAAAGCCUGUGGUACCUGUCAGAGUGAGUGAGAAGAAAGAGGCUCCAGAAGAGGGCGGAAGAGGCCCGGGAAAGUUCAGGUGAAUAACAAUCAUCCUCAUGUUAGGCUGGAGAAGCACAGGAGUGUAGUAAAAGCAGAGAUCAGACGGUAUGAAUGAAAUUACUUUACAAAGAACCACAUGACUGUAUAAGUAUGCUACAAUCAAACCAGUAAUAAUGUUCGACUUGAGUUUAGGUGUAUUAGGUGUUUGAAGUGUUGAAGUGCUGGUAAACUGAACAUAAUGGUAAGAGUGCUACUGUAAAUUGCAUAUAGUCUGCAUAUACCAUUGCUUAGGGAUAGCAUAUAUACUGCACAUGUAUUUGUAUAUUUAUUAUUGCACUAGAGUUGAAUAAGCACAGAUAAAUGUUUUUUUUUUCUACGGCCACACCUAGUGACUCUCGAAGGUUUCAAAUGAUAGAAAUAUGAUUAAAUUAAUUAUCUAAUGGAAUUACUGAUUGGUAAUUUGAAUUUAUGAAGGAUAGCUUCUUGAGAUGUAGCAUCUCAUUUUCGAGGGGGUCCCUAAACAAACAUACAUUGAACUCAGGACACGUUACAAUACAUUAAUUAACAAUACAUUAAUAUAUAAACAUGCAUAACAUGUAACAAACACAGACAUCUUGCUCACCCUACUCCCACACACAACCCCAACCAACAUACGCCUAACAUACACAAUACUUCAAACUUGUUAACAAGGAUAAAUUAUGUGAACAUAAAUGUAAAAAAAGUAAAGAAAAUAAGUAAGAAACAAGCAAUUUUUGUAAUGAGUCAGAUGAUUCAGCUUCCUUUUAGACUGUCAAGGUCAAGGUUGGUUAUUACUUUGAUUCAAAGUCAGGCAAGAUUUAUUUUCAGACUCAGGAAAAAUAAUCAACAUGACGACCUGAAACAGCCGAACAAGUGAGGACUUUGAUCCAAAGCUUUGUUCCUGGUUUGGCUAUUCAUGUUGUGACCUGGAGAAAACCAUUGCUGCUGUAAAAUUUAACAAGACAGAGUAAAAAAUAAUAGAAACUUACAAGUUCUUGCCAACUGUUGAAUUUCACAGACAUUACACUGAAACUGACCCUGAUCUUCCAACAUUUCCGGAUAACUUUCAAGUGGCCAAGUAUUCAAUCUUUGAAAAGGUAAAGUUGCCGUUAAUAUGAAGUUUUUUAAAACCUAAUUCUUGGUUUUAUUUCAAUCACUGAUUUUAAAGGUUUGCAUUUUGUCUCUAGGUGAACAGUAACACAUGGUCGGUGCUGGAGCUGCAAAGUGCCAAAGGAAAGGAAGGACGGCAGUACCGUGUGGUCCGAUACUGUAAGGAAGAUAUAACAUCAAAGGUAUAACAUCUUUGGUAAAUAAGUGCAUGUGAAAGGUCAUAGAUGACCUGAUUGUAUGUGUUAAGCAAAUGUUGAUUUUACAUUUCUAAUAGCACUUUACCUUGUUAGAGUUCUUUUUCUCACAUAUUUAGUGUAACUUAAUGUCAGUUUUUUUAGGUUUUUGCUUUUUCCUUUCACAUUUUCUUUUAGCUUUAGCGUUUUAGUUCCUGUUCUCUUGAUGAAUCAGAAAUUUUUAGCCCUGGUAGUUGAAGUCAGUCAAAGCUGGUCCUCCUUGAACCACAGAGCAUUUUAAAACAAAGAAACUAACCUGUGUUUUUGCUAACAGGCGGCUGCGGUGAGGGACGUGAUGGUGUUUCCGUCCACUUCAGCGGAGGCUCUGGAGGUCUACAAGGAACUGAGGAAGAACCCCAGCAAGUCUGGCAUCAGGUUGAGGGACAGCUUCCCUACACACGUCCAGGCUCUGGGCUCUGAUCCCCUCCAGCAGGUCUAUGUUUUACUCAUUUCUAGUCCAACCUAACAAAGAUGUUUACUCGAACUGACUUCUGCUGAAUCUGUUGAGCGUAUAAGUUCAUUUUGUGUACCUUUGUUUGACUGACAGCUGCUGCUGGAGGAGAAGCUGAACACUGGGAGCUUAUCUAAAGAAGUGGGUGUAUUUGUGGAGCUGCUGUGGACCGAGGCCCUCGGCUGUCUUGACAACAUCCUCAGAGUUCCCAUCAACAAGCUCAGCCUCAAUGAUGUGAGGUUUUCUCCAUGGAUUACUCUGCCACAUCUGUAUCUAAAGAAAGAAACUUCAGCUGUGCCAUCAGCCUCUUGUUGAUAUGAUGUCCAAUCAUGUCUCAGAUGUUUGCUUUUGCCCCAUGCUCUGUGUUUGUGUAGGUGAGCAGAGUUCAAGGUUUCUUGCUUCAGACUCAGAAGAAGCUCAAAGAGGGAAACUAUGCUGAUGUGGCAUCUCUAAUGGAAGAAGUUUACACCUUGCUGCCACAUAAAGCACCGCCCGAACCCCUCACUGCAAAGCUCAUCUCUCAGAAACUGGACCUCUGCCAGGUGACAUUUACAAGACACAAAAAUCUGUGUCUUAAAUCUACACUGAACAGUAAAUUCAAGCAGGUUUCGUGGUGAAAGUUUGAUGUGAUGCUUCUUUUGUCACAGUUUGAUGUAUGGUCUUCUUUUUUCCCCCCAAGUUAAUUCGAGACAUGCUGAAUGUGAGUGAGAUGACUCUGAGGAGCCCUGUGCCAUCCUGUGUGGGGAAAUACCGCGCUCUGCGGUGCAGCAUUGAGGCCAUUCCCCCCGGCAGCUCAGAGUUUCAGGCUGUGGUCGCUCCUCUUCAGCUCAGGUAGGGUACUUCCUCAAGGUCUGGUUUGAUGUACAUCUGCUGUCAUCUGGCUUCUCUUUGAAUACGUCAAAUGUCUCAAAUCUACCAAAAAAAUAAAAGAGAGAAAAUAAGACUGCAGGCUCCUUUUAAAGCCACGCAAGAUUUAGCCGAAAGGGAUGUGACUUUGGUUCAACUCGUGACAUCACUAGUUGGUGAAUCUCCUAAAGGAGCGUAAUGAACAGAAACACUGCGCUCUGGUCCUCUGGAAACGUCACAGGUCGGAUUCAGGGUUCAAAACAUGCAACUAAUUUUUAUCAUUGGUCAGUUUAAAAAGUUAAACACCAGUUAACUUUGUACUUUGUAGUAUGAAAGAAGAAGAAAAUGGACUUGUGAGGGGAAAGCCUUAAAUAGACAGGAGCUGAAAUGAUGUUUUCCAAAGACACAAGCUUGAGAUAAAUAAAGUGGGUUUUUUUUAAAGCUUUAAGCCUGAAAAUGAGCAAAACACCCCCUGUUUGAGGACAACAAGACAAUAUAACAUGUUACACAGCAUCAUGUCCAACAGGCAUGGAGAAAUAAUUGGAAAUAAGCAUCUCACAUGCAGAGCCAAAUGCUGAGGGUUGAUUUUAAAAACAGACAAUGUGGAGGACAGAGCAGUGGAUGUUAUCUAACCAAACAUUUAUGUAAUUUCAGACUUUUAUAAGAUUUAAUUACUGCAGCAAAUGUCUGACCUCAUUUCCCAUGUCCCCAUCUGUGCUGUUGUAGGGACAUGCAGGUUCAACAGGUUCUGCGCGUGAACAGAGGGGCGGAGCUUCAGACGUUUAAGAGCGAGAUCGGAAACAUUAAGUCCCUCCUCCAUUCCACCAGCCCAAGCAACUUUGUAGGAGUCCUUUCUCGGUGAGAUUACACACACAUUGACGUACGCACAUGCACCCACAAACAAAAUGCAGGGCUACAUCUUCAACUGAACGGAGUCUGGCCCCAGGCUGUAAUUCUAUCCCUCUCUGUUUCUCCUUAGUGGUCUGCUGCUGCCUCACGCUGUAGUGGAGCAUCAUGGGAUUGAGCUCACGGACGCUGGUAAUCUGGGGAGUGGAAUCUACUUCGGUGAUUCCAUGAGGUCAGUCAAAAAUCUCAAUACAAUCUUCUCCUUUAGCCUGAAAACCUCAAAAACAAAGUAUACCAAAAACAGCCCAAAGACACAAAUGAUGUUAUUGCACCAUAACAGCACGGACACUCUGUUUUGUCCAUCUACAGAACCAGUUUGAAAUACUCCAAGCCUAGCAUGACCGAAGGCUCCCGGCUGCUGCUGGUGUGCGACGUGGCUUUGGGAAAGUGCAAAGACCUCUACAAACGAGACCUCACGCUGACUGAAGCCCCAGAAGGGUACAACAGCGUGCGUGGUGUCUGCCGCUCUCGUGGCAAUCGCUCUGACUUUAUGGUAUGAAAAGAGUUUUUCCAUCAAAUUUAGACAAAAAGAAAAACCCACAGGAAGACACGCCUUUAGAUAGAUAGAUUAGAUUAUAGAUUUUAUUUCGGUCAUAAUACAAAAUAAACAGAAAAGAACAAGGCAGGUAAGACAUAUAUAUGUACAUAUAUAUAUAUAUAUAUAUAUACAAUUUACAUCGUUGUUUGACCGAAAAAGUUUAGAGCUGAAGCCGAAGCUUAUUUUGCCCACCUUUACCACACCACUGUAUGACUAUGGAAAGAACAGGAUACAUAAGUCAAACCAAAGACAACAAUCCAGAUAGAGCAUAACAAAGGGAGUCACUUUUUUUUAUCUCUCUCGUUUCCCUUCUUCUUUUCCCUUUUCCCUUUCCUCUCCCCUUAAGUUUCUUUCAGUCUCUCUCUUACUGUUCCUUUUAUAUCUUUUUUUUUCCCCCCUUCCCUUUUAUUUUUACCCUUUUUCUUUUUCCUUUUCACCUCCUCAUCUCCUUUUUCUUUAUUCUUCUCCUCCUUUAUGAGGCGGCUAAGAAUAGUACUAAGAAUAAAUAAUAAACAUAAAAAGAUUACAAAAAAUUAAAACAAACAAAAAUAAUAAAUAAAUUAAUAAAUAAAUAAAUUCAUUAAUUAAUUAAUAAAAAAUAAAACAUAAAGAAAUAAAUAAAAAUUUUAAAAAAGACCAAACAAAAAAGAAAAAAAAAAGUUUAGUUUAGUUGUGAGUUUUGUACGGUUUGUGUUGUAGGGCCUUUAAACUGAGACACUGUCUAUUAAGAUAUUAAAAACUAGAAUAGCUGUAGCUAUCUGCACAGCUGAAAUGUAAGUAGAUUUCAGUUUAAUCAAAACCCAGAGCGAGGAUGGAAAAAUACAAGGAACAUUGACUUUUCAGAUGAGUUUUGUAAGAGGCAUGGAAACUGUCCACAAACUAAGCAGCUCUGAUAGGUUGUGUAAGACGAUCAUUCAGGUAGGUGACUGAAUCAGCAAGGCGUGGUCACCUUUUGUACCUGAAAUUUGAGCUUAGAGUCAAAAGAGAACCAAAAUUUGAUUCAUGGACUUGACUGGAAGGAAGAUUUUAUCCCCUAAUUGAAUCCCUUGAAAACUGUCACAUAUUUUAUACAUGGGGAUUCGCUCCUAAUGUCUGUGCGUCUUUGUCUGUGUUGUAGGAUGAUGAGUAUGUGGUAUACAGCCCUGAUCAGGUCAAACUCAAGUAUGUGGUUAAGUUCAGCUUGAAGGACGACAAGCUGAAGGAGUUCAGUCCUGACGUCAACAUCUCAGCAGAACCGUGUCCACCCUCCACCAAACAAGGUGGGCGCCCGACACCUGCGAAAUAGUGCAGCUCUUAAUGUGUGCAAACAGGCACUGAGUGGAUGUGUUGUUUGUGUUUAGAGCUCAGUGCAGGGGAGGACGGGAUUGAGACCGGGAUUGAAAACCCAUUGAAGAAGGUGACAGCUGGGCUUUUGGACAGCUCUGGUCAGCAGCUCCCUCUGCAGGCCGUCCAUGUGAAGUGCAAGCUGAUGGAUUUGCUCUCUCAGGUGAUAAAGGGGCAACACAUUUGUUUCUAACUCCACUAUUUCUAAGUGAUCAUAAUCGCUAAGUUCACGUAAAAUCUUUCCUCCCUCUGUCGUGUUUCAGGUCGUCAUUUUCCAGAAAUACACCAAUCAAAGCUCAGUGCCUAUCGAGGCAAAGUACGUGUUCCCUUUGGAUGACUCUGCAGCAGUGUGUGGAUUCGAGGCUUUCAUCAAUGGAAAGCAUAUCAUUGGACAGGUAACUCGACUUUUCUCACCACAGAUUUCUUUGUUUAUAUUCUUUAUUUACUGUAUCCCUGUAUCUCAUUUCUUUGUUGGUUUAUUUUGGAUUUUUUAUGGAUUCUUUGUGAAACUAAUGAAAUCGUGUUUUGUGUCUUUGGAUCCCAGGUGAAGGAGAAGGAGAAGGCUCGCAAGGAGUACAAGGAGGCCAUUAAGAAAGGCCAUGGAGCGUACCUCAUGGACCAGGACGCCCCGGUACGUCUGCCAUCUAAUCUAAAAAAAAAAACUUGAUUUAAACUCUAUCCAUCCACUUUAAUCCAAAUUAAUCCAUAACUAUUUUUCAACAGUAUAAUCAUCUCAAUCCAAGCCAUAGAUAAAUAGAUGUAAAUUACACUUGCCAAACCAGUUUGCAGACAAUUACUCCUUUUUCUGUGACUGGAAGUAUUUUCAUUUCUUUGUUUCAUUGCAGGAUGUGUUCACCAUCAGUGUGGGCAAUCUGCCGCCUGGAGCGACCGUCCUCAUCAAAGUUACCUUUGUGUCAGAGCUGACCGUCCAGUACAACAGUAUCGGCUUCCGUCUGCCUGGGAGUGUGGCUCCAUGGCAGGAGAGUGCAGCACUCAACCAAACCACACAAGUAAGAAGAACUUGCACCAGGGUCUAAUAAAAAGCUGCACUUUUCAAUUUAGAGGUCUGGUAAUGGUGCAAAAAGUGUGGAGGGAGCAGAGCAACAGCAAAACAAUCAGAGAGGAAACACAGUCGUCCUGUGUUUUGUUGUUUAAUCAAGAUAAAUGCACAAGAUCAACAAAAAUGUUGCGGUUGCAUGUAGUGUUUGGACUUACCUUAAAAUGAAAUGAAAGAUAUUGCGCCCUACAGUAUGUGAGCGCUACAUCGUUGCAGGGAAAAGAAAUUUACACAACCUUAUUGACAUGUGUUUGUCGUCUCUCAACAGGUCACUGUGGAGAAGGUCUGUGUGACCGAUGAGGACGCAAGUACAAGGUGAGUAAACUGCUCUAAAUCCUGACUCAGGCAGUUUUAGUUUAACACAUUUUCAUUCGUUGGAUUUGGAUUUCUUUAUUGCUGUCUCGUGGUUUGGGAUUCUUUAGAUAUACAUCUGAAAAUUUUGAUGUAGGAAAAAUAACAGAAUUGGAAGCAAACUCAUGUUGCCUUAUUAUUUGUAUCAUAUUGCAUUGAUAUAACGCAGUAAGAAGCUGUUUUGAAUGUGUUCUCAGAGAGUUCACCCUGGAGAUGUCAAUAGAAAUGCCGUAUGAGAUCUCUCACCUGGCAUGCCUCACUCACAAAGUCCAGACCAAGGUAAGUUUAGUGUUUUACAGCUUACUCCACAUGUAUUGAAGAGUGUUAAGGUGUGCUCUUGUUGUCCUCUUUCUGUAUGUUUAAAUGUAGCUUUCUCUGAAUAGAGUUAAGACUUGCGGAAGUUUUGAGGUUUUUUUUUGCACAGCGCUGGAAAUGGUCCACAGGAAGAGUUACCAGAAUGUUAAGUUAUUAUUUGAUAAUAACACAGCUGUUCAUGUUUCUUUGUGUGUGUUUGAUCCCACAGAAAACAGACUGUAAAGCGGUUGUGAGAGUGCUGCCAGGAGAGAUCGUGGGCUCAGGAGGUUUCACCAUGUUAAUCAGUCUGUCUAAGACCCACCUGCCCAGGAUGUGGGUGGAGAAUCACCCCGACAAAGACAGUCAGGUCUGUUUGACUUUUUUCUCUCUCCUCUCUCUCUCUUUCUCUGUCUCUUCUUUUUUUCUCUGAUCUAUCUCUUCUCUUUCUCUCUCUUUCAGGCCUGCAUGCUGGUAUUUUAUCCAGAGUUUAAAGCUGAUUCAAGUUCAGUGGAUGAGGUCGUCCUGUUGAUCGACACAUCUGAGUCCAUGAAGGGAGAGUCACUCCACAUGGCUCAGAAAAUCGCCCUACAGUUCAUCAAACAGCUUCACUCAAAUCUCAGACUCAAUGUCAUUUUAUUUGGCACAGGUAGGUUUGGGAAUUAAUCUAAGUGAAACACAAUAAAGAUGAGGUGUUGAGUAUAAAAUCAAACCGUCAGUCCUGCAGUUUAUGCGAUUAUCUUAAAUUCUUGGGUGUAAGAGUUUUGGCUCUUCCUCAAACCCACUGAAGAGGCUAACUAUCUCAUACAACAUGCAAGAUUGAAAUUAUUGCCACCAGUGCAACAGCACCACAUUUAGAGAUGUUUCAAUAGGUCAAUAGAUCACCUCCUUUAUGUUUUCAAUCUGUCUUUCAGAUCACAGGGAGGCUUUCCUGACUGCACGGCCAUUUCGUGAAGCUUUUCAAGAAGCCAAAAGCUUCAUUAAGGUGCGUUUCCUUGCUGCCAAAAGAGGAUUUUCAGAAUGGUCUACUACUUUGUCCAGAACUAUCACUGUAUCUCUCCUUCAUUCAUCCCCCUGGCUCUUUGGUUGUGAGUGACAGCUGGCCUCACUCGUUAGAAGUCCACUUGAUAACUAGAUAAGUGGCACUACAAGUAUGCAUCUAAUUACAAAUCCAUGAAUAUAAUACGCUUCCUCUUUUUUCAGAUGUAUUUCAAAAAACAAAAGUAUCUUGUAUUUGGAUUAACAGGGUACACAGCUUGGUUCCUCUUAAGUCAUUUUGCAUGGGCGAGGAUGUUAUCUGUCCGUUAGUGUUUGCUUAUAUAAAGUGCCGGAAACCAGAGAGAUAAACUCACAUUCAAGAGGAUUGUCUUAAAAUACAGAGAAGUAUGAGACUUCAGGUGAUAUCCUAAUGUCAAUAAUCCUAAAUCAAGAGCCUCACAACUGCAGUUAGAGGUUGUUUUGGAGUCAACAUACCUGUUUUGCACCAUCUUGUCAAUGCAAAACAUGUUUAUCUAUUAUAAUCGAUCAUGCUGUACCUUUUAUUGUUAUUAACUGAUGAAAUGAUUUCAAGUAUAGAUGUCAAUCCUUCAUCAACUUGUAGAUUUCAUAAUCAUAGAAAAAAAACUAAGAAACAGGGAUUACAGGUAUCAUUUUAGCCGAUUUAACUUGAAGUUACUCAUGAUCAAAGAUUUGUUUUUACACAACAUCAGGUCAGUGCGAAGUUUAAAAAUACUGAUGUGUGCACGUCAUAUUAUUUCAUAUCAGUGUCAUAAAUCCCAAAUAUCCUGAACUGAAAGUGCAAUUCAGUGACUGCUCAGUGUUCCCCUGCUAACCAUUUAAACCGAGUGAGCUUAACUCAGGAUGUGUGUUCCUCUGUUCCCCCUGCAGUCUUUUACUCCAGUAGGGGGCAGCACUGAGCUGUGGCGACCCCUGCGAGCUCUUAGCCUGCUGCCGCCCUCUAGUGGCGUGAGGAACCUGCUGCUUCUGUCUGACGGUCACAUCCAGAACACGGAGCUCACUUUGAAGCUGCUCCGAGAGAACGCUCAGCACACCCGCCUCUUCACCUGUGGACUCAGGUUCGAACAUAUCCAGGGGGGUGCAGAUACAAACUCUUUGAGCUCAUAUAAGAACAAAAUAACAUUUUAUUAACAGAAUUAUUUGCAGUACAUGGUUAUCUUUCUUGUGAUUACAAGAAAAAAAUUGACUAAUGAAGUUAUUUUUUUCUUCCAUUUCAGCCCAACAGCCAAUCGCUACAUGCUAAGAGCCCUGGCCCAGGCAGGGGGCGGAGCCUAUGAGUUCUUUGACACAAAAGCAAAACACAACUGGUCAAAGCAGGUGAAAUGACUUCCAUUUUUCUCAUUUAGUCAUGCAAAAUUCAGUCAUUAUCAGUGCCUAAAAUAUUUGUUUAAACAGAAAGAAAACCAGUACCGCAAUCGCCUGUCUGUUAGCAAUUCUUGUAAGAAACAAAUACUGAAAUUUAAAAGAUCUUUCACUGAGAAGAAAAACAAAAAAGUAAGGCUGAGAGGAAAUUUUGUAGUUUUUUUUUUGUUUGUUUAAAAUGUGAUUGUUUUUAUUGUAUGACAACAGCUCAUGUAGUACCACUUUUCCACCUCUGGUAACAGAUAAGAGAUUAUUCACAGUUAAUGUUUCGGCAAUAAUGCAUCACAUGUUUCCAGCGAGGAUCAGAGUUCCCGUGUUAUUGCACCUUUUCCUGAAGUGCGUUGAAAGUUAUUUUAUUGAGAGCUGAUGCUCGAUAAUGUGUCUUUUGUUUGUUCCUAUUAUGAUGGCUCAUGAUGAAAGUGUUGUAACUCUAGAGACGUGCAGAUAUUCAUUUAUGGCUAUUUUUCACAAACAGCUUUCCCCAGGGAUACAAAACAAGAAGAUCUGGCAAAAAUCAAGACUUUUGUAAUCUACUUUCUUGUAAAUUUAUUCUCUUAUUUGUCUCCUUUUUGUAGGUGAUCAGUCAGACCAAUUGUAUGCAGUCUCCUGGCUGUAGUUCAGUGUCAGUGAAGUGGCAGCAGUUCAAUCCCAAAGCGCCUCCUCCUUUGCAAGCCCCAAAGCAGCUCAAUGCUCUGUUCAACAACUGUCACACGCUGGUGUUUGGCUUUGUGCCACACUGCACUCAGGUAUGCAAUUUAAACUCAAGUUUAAGAAAUGACGCAGACAGUUUGCGCCUCUUUGAUUUUUUUUUACAUUUCUCUGAGUUACUCUAGAUAUCAGUCCAGGCUGCAACUAUUCCUCUUUGACAGCUUAUCCUGUCUUUGAUGUUCUACAUUUCAUUAUUAUGACAUAAGGAUUCAGUGGAAAUAUCUGAUCCAUAGCUUCUUUUCUCUUUAUACAGUAGUUGGUAACAAACAGCCAGUGAAACAUCACAGUUCUUUAAACACACAGAAGGUGAACACAUGUCUUUUUCAUUCAGGCCACACUGCUUGGAAACCUGAGCGGUCAGGGGCUUAAAACCAUGGUGUCAACCACGGAGCUGCAGAAGACUAAGGGCACAGUAAGAACACACACAUGCACACUCACCGGUCUCAAUGAUACCUACUAAAAACGUUUCAUAUCAGCCAAUGCAGCGCCUCUGAAAUCUGUUAUCUUAUUUAUCAGCUUUAUUUUUUAAAAUCCUUUUAGCAUUUUGUAAUCAGAGUUUGAUUGCUCUAAUUACAUCAAAUUAAACUCUUCAUUGGAGACACUCUUCAUCCUGCUGUUCUCCUGCCUUAUUUUUGUUGCAUAGAGUGCCCUCCUCUGAAUGUUCAAAUCAAAUUUCUGGUUUAUUUUGGUGUCCUAAUUAACUGACGACAAUACGCAAAAUUAUAGUAUAGUUAUACACAGAUAGACACUACAUAACAGGUCAUUAGUGAGCAUCACUGUUGGAGUAUGAAGGCAACAUAAGGACUCUUCUUCAUGUGUGUUCAGUUUCUUCACAAGCUCACAGCGAGAGCCAUCAUCAGGGAUUAUGAAGACGGAUGUCUGGACAGCAACGAAACGGAUCAUGAGGUGUGUAUGUGUGUGUGUCACUGAAUGAGACCAAAGAACCUCAGUGAAGACGCCCCAUCUGAACUCCACAAAUUAGCCCGGUUUUGUUUCUUUUCCAGGGCAAGAAAGCAGAGCUGAAAGAGUACGUGGUUGAACUGAGUAAAGAGUUCUCCAUCCUGUCUCAGUUCACCAGCUUUGUGGCCAUCGAGGAAAGGGUUUGUGCAACUUCUUAGUCUUCUCCAAGUUGUUGUUUGUCCCUUGCUACCCUGGGCCUAGUUGUUGGAAAUAUUUGAUCUGGAUGGGAUUAAAGUUGAUCUGGCAUCCACUCUUUCUUACUGGAUAUCAGCUAAUCCAGCUCACUUUUGUCAAGAGUUUUCUGAGAACUGGAAUGGAUCGACUGAAUCUAAAUACAAAUUCAUGAAGACUACAAAACCCAGAUUAUCAGUGCUCUAAGUGGGAUAACAUGCCAGACACCCUGUCUUAAACCACGUAAAAUCAGAGAUCCUGACAGAUGUUUUAAUCAGAUAUUUGAUAUUUUGGGACAACUUCCUGAAUAUCUACUUUAUCUAUGUUGUCCCUGUGGAAAUGUAGGGAUAAAAAAGCCUAAAUCAACCUUCUGCUGGGAACAAGAUACUAAUAUUUUUUUGUGAAUCAAUUAUCAUAAAUUGAGAAUUGAACACAAACUACAGAUUUUACUACAUGCUUUGGGUUCUUUCUGACAACCCAUUUCCAAGGAUUGGUCCAGUCUUUAGAGGUUUAUUGCUAUCAGAUUUUUCUCUUUGUGAUUGUUGAGAUUCAAAUAAAAGGUAUCGUUCUUGUUUUAGGACUCAGACAUAACAGAGGAAGGCUUCACGGACAUCCCCAAGCUGCUUGCAGAGGAAGAUGUUGACUUUCUCCCUUACAUUGGCUGGGAGUCUUACGGGGUCACCGAAAAGAAGAAAGCUGCAAAACUACACAGAGAUGAUGGUUCUUAUGAUUCUGAAAGUGAUGAUGUCAGUGUAGUUACAGAAAAAGAAGACAAUUCGCUCAUUGUUUUUUAAAUACUCAUAUCUUAAUGAGCUGAGUUUGUCUUCCUGUUGUAGGACAUGGGUUGGGGCCUGCUUGGUGAACUUGAUGAGAUAUCGGACGAUGAAGAGCGCUAUGAGGACUCUGAAUCUACAGAGAGCAAAUCCACGGUAAGUACUUUGACUUAAGUACUUUGACGUGACAGCAAAGAUAUGUUUCAGGACCUGAUGCUGGUACUGUAAACACAUAGACAGUGUGGAAAAUUGAACUCCAGCUCCACAAACUUUUGCCUCUUCUGAGUGGCUUAUCUGUAAAUCUUUCAGAGCAGGUCAAGAAAGUAUCAUUUCUACAGUCAGCACCUCGGCCAAUUAAUAUAAAAUAUCGAUGUCAAUGUCAAUGUCAAUGUCAUAAAAUAUCAAUUUUCUUGUGUUAUUUUAUUGCUUUUAUGUAAAGCACUUUGGGUACCAUUUGGGAUAUUGUAAAGUGCUAUAUAAAUAAAAUUUGAUUGAUUUGAUUGAUCAAUGUGGAUUUUUUUUUUGUUUUUUUAAAAAAAAAAAUGUCAAUGUUUUUUCUCCAGUUCUUUGUGCUUCAACAAAAUACAGACAGAAAAUAACAUAAAUUGAUUUAAAGGUAAUAGAUCAUUAAAGAGAGAGAAGAAAUUCUUCUAGAUUAAAUGCCUGAUUGAAAGUUUGGUCUUAAGAUUAGUUUUAAAACACAAACAGAAGUGUGCAGAUCAAGCUGAGGUUUUCUGAGAGACCUUUUGAGCGUAACAAUUAAUAAAGGAGUUGAACUUUAAAGUUAAACUUUUGUUCUCUUUCUGGGAUGAACAAGUUCUUCUGUAGUCGUGGCAUCCACUACAUGAAUGUCUAUUUAAUCUUCAUUUAGUUUUAAAAAGUUCUCACUAAUGGGAACAUUGAUGUCUCUAAGAAAGGCAGUGAGGAUUUGCUGUUCGUUUUGGUUAUGUGGUGGGAUUACAGCAUUGUAAAGCUGGAUGUCAUCUGUAUAGAAUUAUUAAUUGACAGGAUCAUUUAGAAAAUGUGUCCGAACUGAGGUAUUUGUAAGGAGAACAAAAUAAGCCCAAGAACACUUCUUUGAGGAAUCCUAUAAUUAAAGCUCCUGUGAGGGUUUUUUAACGUAAAUGUAAUGGACUGAAACUCGCACUAAUUCCGCGAGUAUAGGAAGCGAGCAUACAGCGCCCAUUGAACCCGAUCCGCUGCUCCCAUCAGCGAGAUCCACGCAGCGAUUACCGAUAUUUCUCUUGAGACUGGAAGAGAUCUUGCGUGUUUCCCGGAGUCACAGAAUGAGAUCCCCUGAUUGAUGUAUAUAAACGGCGGUGUAUAUAAACAGCCACAUCCCACAAUCCUUGCCUCUCCUUUUGUCAAGUUAAGAACAGUUCAACGUAUUGACUUUCUUUUAUUUUGAAAAUUAGCUGGAUCUUUUACUCUGUAGCUGCUUACAACUUCCGCUGCUGCUCAUGCUGCACUGAAUUAAUUCGCCGUGCUGGGGCGUCCGGCAAAAAUAGAAGCCUUGUAUCUGAUCCAGUCGCUGAUCCGCAGCUGAGCUGGACGAAUUGUGUGGAAUCACAAAUGCUUGCGUAUUGCGUAUCCGUAGGACUGCUUCUUUAGCUGCUUGGCUGACACCUACCACCUUGCUUUGGUUUUGAGGCAUUAAAAAUUAUGACACAAAAUGCAGCACUUUUGUCACCGAUGGUCUUGUUUGCUUUUGUUCAUCAUGAAAAGGCAUCAGUAUGAAGUGAAAUGUUUUUUCAUAACUUCCCACAGGGGCUUCCAGCAUGUAGAGGAAAAGAUAAAAAAAGACCACCUGGUCCACACACACUACACAAACCAAAAGCUUUACUAAAAAAAGGGAUUUUUAUGAUUUUUAUAAGUGAUUUUAAUAAGUCUCCCUUACUUUGGCUGGAUUUCUUCCUAGCUCACUGAAAAGAAGAGAGCUGGAGGACUAAGCAGAGAUGAUGAUUUUUAUGAUUCUGAAAGUGAUAAUGUCCGUGUAGUUACAGGGAAAAAAAGACAAUUCGCUCGUUGUUUUUUAAAUACUCAUAUCUUAAUGAGCUGUGUUUGUCUUCCUGUUGUAGCGCCUGGAUUUUGCCCAGCGUGUUGAACCUGAAGUGUACUGUGGGUCAUAUGGAUUUGUAGAGAGUGAAACCACGGUAAGUACUUUGACAUAAGUACUUUGACAUGACAACAAAGAUAUGUUUCAGGACCUGAUGCCGGUACUGUAAACACAUAGACGGUGUGGAAAAUUGAACUCCAGCUCCACAAACUUUUGCCUCUUUUGUGUGGCUUAUCUGUAAACCUUUCAGAGCAGGUCAAGAAAGUAUCAUUUCUACAGUCAGCACCUCAGCCAAUUAAUAUAAAAUAUCAAUGUGGAAUUUUUUUUUCAAAAAAAAAUGUCAAUGUUUUUUCUCCAGUUCUUUGUGCUUCAACAAAAUACAGACAGAAAAUAACAUAAAUUGAUUUAAAGGUAAUAGCUCGCUAAAGAGAGAGAAGAAAUUAUUCUGGAUUAAAUGCCUGAUUGAAAGUUUGGUCUUAAGAUUAGUUUUAAAACACAAACAGAAGUGUGCAGAUCAAGCUGAAGUUUUCUGAGAGACCUUUUGAGCGUAACAAUUAAUAAAGGAGUUGAACUUUAAAGUUAAACUUUUGUUCUCUUUCUGGGAUGAACAAGUUCUUCUGUAGUCGUGGCAUCCACUACAUGAAUGUCUAUUUAAUCUUCAUUUAGUUUUAAAAAGUUCUCACUAAUGGGAACAUUGAUGUCUCUAAGAAAGGCAGUGAGGAUUUGCUGUUCGUUUUGGUUAUGUGGUGGGAUUACAGCAUUGUAAAGCUGGAUGUCAUCUGUAUAGAAUUAUUAAUUGACAGGAUCAUUUAGAAAAUGUGUCCGAACUGAGGAAUUGGAAAAAAAUAAGCCCAAGAACACUUCUUUGAGGAAUCCUAUAAUUAAAGCCCCUGAGAGGGUUUUUGAACAAAAAUGUAAUGGACUGAAACUCGCACUAAUUCCGCGAGCAUAGGAAGCGAGCAUACAGCGCCCAUUGAACCCGAUCCGCCGCUCCCAUCAGCGAGAUGCACUCACGCGAUAACCGAUAUUUCUCUUGAGACUGGAAGAGAUCUUGCCUGUUUCCCAGAGUCACAGAAUGAGAUCCCCCGAUUGAUGUAUAUAAACGGCGGUGUAUAUAAACAGCCACAUCCCACAAUCCUUGCCUCUCCUUUUGUCAAGUUAAGAACAAUUCAACGUAUUGACUUUCUUUUAUUUUGAAAAUUAGAUGGAUAUUUUACUCUGUAGCUGCAUACAACCUCCGCUGCUGCUCAUGCUGCACUGAAUUAAUGCGCCGUGCUGGGGCGUCCGGCAAAAAAGAUAAAAAAAGACCACUUGGUCCACACACACUACACAAACCAAAAACUUUAAUCAAAAAAGGGAUUUUUAUGAUUUUUAUAAGUGAUUUUAAUAAGUCUCCCUUACUUUGCCUGGAUUCUUCCUAGCUCACUGAAAAGAAGAAAGCUGGAGGACUAAGCAGAGAUGAUGAUUUUUAUGAUUCUGAAAGAGAUGAUGUCAUUGAAGUUACAGAAAAAGAAGACAAUUCGCUUGUUGUUUUUUAAGCACUCAUAUCUUAAUGAGCUGUGUUUGUCUUCUUGUUGUAGGACAGGGCUUUGAACCUGUCGGAUAAAGAUGAGGAAAUGGACGAUGAAGAAUGCUGUGAGGACUCUGAAUCUACAGAGAGCGAAUCAUCGGUAAGUACUUUGACAUAAGUACUUUGACGUGACAACAAAGAUAUGUUUCAGGACCUGAUGCUGGUACUGUAAACACAGAGACGGUGUGGAAAAUUGAACUCCAGCUGCACAAACUUUUGCCUCUUUUCUGUGGUUUAUCUGUAAACCUUUCAGAGCAGGUCAAGAAAGUAUAAUUUCUACAGUCAGCACUUCAGCCAAUUAAUAUAAAAUAUCAAUGUGGAUUUUUUAUUUUUUUUUUUCAAAAAAAAUUCUAUGUUUUUUCUCCAGUUCUUUGUGCUUCAACAAAAUACAGACAGAAAAUAACAUAAAUUGAUUAAAAGGUAGUAGCUCGCUAACACUACACAAUCCAGAAGCUUUAAUUAAAAAAAGGGAUUUUUAUGACUUUCAUAAGUGAUUUUAAUAAGUGAUUUUUAGAACUCAUUAAAAUGGAUCAAUAUGAUUUUCAGUCUAUUCCAUAAAGGUUCAAAAACUCCUCACAGAAGCUGUAAAGCCAUAAUUCUCUGACACUCAAACACCCAGGCUGACUAAAACCCUCCAUUAAAGAUAACACACGGUCAGAACAAUCAUCCUGUCUCGUAACAUAUUGCGUCAACAUUAACGUAUCACAGCAAUACAAUGAAUGAAACAGCUGACAUCGGUUUGCUUAUGUCAGCAAGUUUUUAUCAGAAGAUGCAAUUCAAAUUAAAGCAGAAACCGACUAUUUAUUUCAACCUCCCGAGGACCAGGUAACUGUCACUUCAUGUAACAAUACUCAAGUUUUGUUGACUGACUUUAUCUUAAAAACAGAUUUUUGUGUGAGCUUCAAAGAGCUGGUCGAAGAAAAUGAUCUUUUGUUCAGAGUUUUAAUUUUAACUUGAUAGCAACAGUGAGGCUCUGACUCUUUUGUUUUCUUUGUGUCUCUUUUUUGUAGAGUCCUGAGUCUGAUUUUGGUCUUGAGAUAUCAAAUGCGAUACAGAUGUCUAUGCGUCGAGCAAGAGGAGGGGCCGACCAAGAAGUGAAAAGGCUUCUGGGUGGUCCCUCACGCCAUCGCGCCUCUUAUUCCCCUGCCCCUCUUAUUCGUCCAUGUGGUCUUCUUCCCCCCCCUUGUCCUCCUCCUCCUGCCAUUAGUUUCUCAGCCAUCUCAUUUCGUGCUCCUCGUCCUCAAGGUGGAUUAUUUGGUGGUCCUCCUCCUCCUCCUCCUCCUCCUCAAGGUGGAUUAUUUGGUGCUCCUCCUCCUCCUCCUCCUCAAGGCAGAUUAUCUGGUGGUCCUCGUCUUACCACCAGUGGUCUUCAAAGAUCAUUAUGUAGUGGUCCUCUUCGUACCGACAGUGGUCUUCAAGCUGGACUAUUUGGUGGUCCACCUCCUCCUCCUCCGUCCUCCACCGGUGUUCAAGUUGGUGGUAUUCAUUAUCAUGCUAUGAGCUCUUUGCUGUCUCGACAGAAUGCGAUGGGGGAUAAAAUGGGGACAUUUCGGAGAGCUUCACUGGACCCAGUGUUGGCGUCAGCCCCCCCUCCAGUUUCUGAGCCUCAAGGUAUCAGAGAGGUUGACUCGAAGCAAAGAAUGGAAUCAUGUUCUGUUCCUGAUUUUCAAUUGAGGUCCUUUGAAGGAAGCGAUACUGAGAUUUCUGUAGCACGUUUCGAUAAGAGCAUGAGGUCCAGUUUCAAAGAUCAACAGCCUCAACAGGGUUUUGGUUACCAAGCCCAUGCAGUUCCAGACAAAUUCCAAACCCUUGGCGAAGAACACCAAAUGGAAGAUACUCCUUUUCCACUCAAAAAAAGAUCCAGGGACACUUGGAGUGCCAAGGGACUUGAGGACAAGAGUGAACCUACCCCUGACGAAGAUCAGCCUCGGGCCACUGUACUGAAGCGACUCCAAAAGACCAUAGAAGUUCCUAUAGUAGAUCUCUGUGAAGGUCCUCCUCCUAUAAAAGAAGGAUCUUCACUGAGACGAUUUCCAGAGGCUGUGAUUCCUCAUAGUGAAGAUCAGCCUCAGGUCACUUUACAGAGAUCACGCCAGAGGACCAUAGAAGAUUGCUGUGAAUCUAAAGAAGGAGGAUCUUCACUGAGACGAUUUCAACGGGCUGUGAUUCCUCAUAGUGAAGAUCCUCCUCAGGUCACAUUACAGAGAUCAAGCCAAAGGACCAUGCAGAUGACUGAUGUGUGGCGUCCUUUCAUGUGAGUCCAAAACCUUUUCAGAAAAGCUGUUGUUGUUGUUGGUUGUUGAUCUUCUUGUUGUAACAGUUUGAGGGGCUUUGGUUUGCAAAGUGAAAGCAAACUAGGUUACCUGAAUUGAAUUGAAAUAUUGACGGUAAGUACUGUCCCUUGUCUGUUUGGGCAACUAUGGAUAAUGAAGCUAUAGAGGUUUGGCAAAGUCGAAAAAUUGUUGUGAAUUUAAAAUGUUUAGCAGUGUUUCACACAAGAAGAUGAUACCCAAACAGGCAUCACUGAAAAUUCUGAGCCCCCAUUUUCCGUUUUCUUUUUUUCCAGUUGUUUUUGUAUUUUCACAAGUUUGCCAAGGUGAGGAGAGAGAGCAACAAACUCUUGUUGCUCUCUGCCCCUUCAGACUCAGAUAACAUUAUAAACAGCCCCCAAAUCAAGCUCCUCAAGCUUGUAAACCGGAACACACAUGGUAGUCGAAUUAAACUGCCUAAUCGAGCUAUAGCCAGAGAGAAACAGUUGGAGGCGGGUGAGAUUUGCAGCUUGGUAAAAAAGGAGAAGCUGUGUGAUAGACAGUCAAUACAUAAAUAGAUGUCUGAACAUGAUUGAUUUCAUUUUCACUCCGAGUGUCUGUGAAUUUUCAGGGGAAAAUCAGCCGAUUCUGAAGAAAAGACGCUCAGGUGGACAAAGAUCUUCAAGCUGCAGCAUCCGGUAAGAGAAGAGCUACUUUCAUUGCGUUUAACUCAAUGUGGAAAAAUAUUCAAUAAUCAAAAAAAAACAUACAACCAACAACAUGGAUUACUAAUUGAUUUUAUUAAAGUCGAAUAACUCCAGGUAAUGUCUUAAUGAAACAUCAUUCUGCCCGCUGACACAUAAAAAUACAGAAUAAUUGCACUAGUUAUCACACUGCAACCACAGGGACCAAUUCGUGUUGAAGUGUUUUACUUCCAAAUGCAUUUUUGCAGUGAAUUUUAAAUGAUCCAAUCAGACAUGUCCUAAGACAAUGUUUAAACAUGCUUAGCCUUUCUCAGUUGCACUGUAAUGGUGCACAGUAUUAAAUGUGUUUGUGAACAAAGUUUCCACACCCAGCUGAUGCUUCCCGAGUAAAUCAAUGGAGAAUUCGUUUUGUCUUAAGAGCAUGCAGUACAUCAUGAAAAAAUCUGAUAUUAGAGAGCACGAAAUGUUUAUUCUUACAAGGACAAGCAAGAAGCGUUUGAGCUGAAGCCACAUUCGGCCGCAUUUAGAGCCUGAGGUCAGUUUACAGGUCAACAGCUAAUAUACAAAAGUACAAUGGAGACCUCAACCAAAGUCAGUAAUAACACAGACAGGAGAGAGUCAAGCAUAAGUUUACUGUACAGUUGAUUUUUCGGUCCCCACCACUUUACAAAGGUAGUAAACAAAAUUAAAAUUUCCAUCUGUGUGUUGCAGGAGGGCUACUGGGAGAUAACCGGAGAACUGGGCAAAUUGAUAAAUGUGCAUGUGGAUCUGUUCGCCAACGAAUUCCUGAAAAACAAGGGCAUCAACUCUCUGGGUGAGAAGUGUGAAAGUGUGAAAAUCAAAUUGUUAUGUUGCAUCGUUGGAGCCAAAUCUGACAUCUCUUGCUGUAUGUUAUAAUCUUUCAUGUCCAAAUAUUUGACUGAAGAUGGCCCAGAGUGGUUUUGUAGGAGUUCUUUCAAUGUUUUCAAUUUCCUGGAAAUGCAAGAGUGAUCAGAUUUUGUUAUUCUUGGUUUUAAUCCAGUAAAACACAUUUAAAUUUAUCCCUCAACCCUGAAAGUAAUAUCUGCCAGUAACCAAUCAGAGCACAUGCCCUAAAAGUAACGUGAAAAUCUGUUGUGUGUGUGUGUGUGUGUGUGUGUGUGUGUGUGUGUGUGUGUGUGUGUGUGUGUGUGUGUGUGUGUGUGUGUGUGUGUGUAUCAUGAAGGUGAGAGGGCCCGUGCUGACAUCCUGAGGCUAGUGGCCACUCUUCUGGUUCUGCAGCUGAUGAGGGUGGAGAAGCUGGAGGAAGGCAAACUGCUCUGCACCCUCUUCCGUCUGGACAACCCGUCUCAGUCCAGGUUUGUCCAAAUAGAUAAAAGCAAAAAGAGAGAGUAUCACGAUGUGCAGACGGUCUCGGUCUCCCUCACAUGAACAGUAACCAGUGUUUACAGAUCCGCCUUGAAAAUACAGAUUCUGCAGCAGCAUCUUUCCCUGCUGGAGCCUUUCUGAUUGAUGAAAUGAGCCAAUAAAUGCCGUUUUUAAGGGGGGAACAUGGUUGCGCCUGAAGUUGCUGAAUGCUCGAUUAUGCACUUACAGUACAUAAUCAUACUUACAGUAUGUGCGCUUCCACAUGCACAUACUGUAAAUACUGUGCUAUUAUGCACUGCCAGCUUCUACCACGUCUUCUCCUCAUCUCACGCCUGUCACUACCUUCAAGUGGAAAAACUUCCCCACUAUCGCCCAUGUGCGUUACACAUUUCAGUCAAGGUGUGAGAGGGGUGUAAAUAUUGAUGUUUCACGCUCCUCUCACAUGAUUUCAUAAAUGUUUUCUCCAACACUCACUUUUUCCUGGUUUUGGAAGCUUCUCUGAUCCCAGCUGAAUGUUUCCUUGCAGGCCUGAGCGCUGGGAGGAGGUGAAGAAGGCAGUGGACUGGGUUCGCUGGGCUGACCGGCAGUACCCGUGUGUCUACAGCAGACUGGAGUUUGGUUUGAGCUGGGAGUCCUCCACCCUUCAGCUGCUGGGAUACCAAGCCCUCCCUCCCUUCUCCCCUCUCAAGGGUCUCACUCUGCAGUGGACCUCCGUCUCUUUGCUGGUCCGCUGAGCCAGCCAACAGGUUAGAGAUGAAACGAGGAGGACACAUAGUAACAGAUGUCAUUAUUUUUUACAUUUACAUUAUGCUGCCAUGAUUAUAGACUUUUUAAAGCACUUUAAACUUGCCUGCAUUUAAAUCAUGAAGAAAAAGUGGGCCGAUUUUUAGGCACCAGUUUUUAAUUAGAUAUUUUGUUGCACGCCAAAUCAAAAAAGCUUUAAAGCCCCUGUGGUGAUCUUUCUUUGUGUAUGUUUUGCACCUCUGUGCUUUUCGUGUCUUUACUGAUUUAAUCCUGUAUGCUAAGAAGUGUUAUUGAUGUAAAAUCUCCUCAGAAAGGCGGUUACUUCAGCAUGCUGUGGAUUAUAACCAAAGCCAAACAUGCGUACCAGUCUCAGUCCAACUGCACCGUGUACAUGACAGAGAAAAUCAAUCCUGAACUGUUUUAUCUUGAUAUGUAAUUCCAACAAUGAGGGGUUUCCUUUCGUGCGAUUUUAGCCAAACUUAUAUGACUAACAGUCAAAAACUCUUCACAGGGGUUUUAAAUGAAAAACUUUUUAAGGCCAAAGUGAAUGAGCAAAGAUAACUGCUCUCAUUUUCCGAAAUAUUUUUGAACUCUUUGUUGCAAGACGCUAGGAGUCUCUUGUUUGUGUGAAAUAUAAGGUUUUCAGAUCGACUUGGUUAAAAAGGCUUCUUAAAGUCCCACUCCAAUAGUUUUUUUUUUAAACUAUUUAAAGCGUUAUCAGUGGUCUUUAAACAGUGAUUUUAAAGUUUUUAGCCAAAAUCACGUUAACUGUGUUGUUUUCAAGUGUUUUUUUUCUGCAGAGCUCCAGCAGCUCAUGAGCAAUUCACCUCUGAGUCGUGGGCGGACACAGUGCUGCUCUGCACACUUCUCCUCGAGUUAGCUUGCAGCCUAACAUUGCCAGUGUAGUAGAAGAAACAGGUAACAGAGGAGCUAUUCAGCUCUCUGGCACUAUUGUCUUUAGGGACACGAUGAAAGUUAAUAUCAUAAUUAGCUUUCUUACGUUCAUUUCAGCCAGCUAACGCAGACGCUCGUUCCGCGAUCGUCCUCUCCAUUUCUCCAAGCCUGGCCUGCACAGCGGGGCUCCAGGGGCGGAGCUUUGAUUUGUUACGUAGGAAAUCUCACUGUAUCUGAACCUGCUGUUUGGGUCUUCCCGAGAGUCACAUCGAUUUGAAUGCAGAAAUACUUAGAAAUGCAAUUUCACACUUCUUUUUUUCAUGAUAUGUCCGCUAGUAUCAGAAAAAAUGCCAUAUGAACAUGGAGACAACAAGAAAAACAUGAUUUUCAUUGGACUGGGUCUUUGAGCUUAAAGUUCCCAUGAAAUCAAGAGUGAAGUUUUUUUUAUGAUACGUCUCCCACAUUGUUUUUUAAAACUGCCUUACUUUGAAAUUGACUUUGAAUACUCAAAGAAACACAUAAAACACGGCGUACUUGUAAUAAUUUGGAAUAUAUGUCUGAAUACUCAACAAGUGUCUUAAUCCUUACUACUUAUCUUAUUCCACCUAACUAGCCUUGUGAUUGUGGGUCAUUCUCAGUUAGUUUUAUCGGUCCUUUAUACAAGAUGUUACAAGAAAAGUAUAAUUAUAUAAGCAUUUUUCAUUACAAGAGGAAGUUUAACGAUGAGAAAAUUUGUGCUUUGGUUACAUUGUGAUUUGGCAAAAACAUGUUGAACAGAGAUUUGUAUGAAGAUAAACCUUCUCUACUUCUCUUUUUUUGUCACAGUCUAAUUUCAAAAACAUGGGGUCAGAGGGUGUCUGGUAACUUGGGAGGCAUUUUUAUCGUCUGUUUUCUUUUUCUUAUGGUCUGUGGUGUAUCCAGAAAAUACAUAAAAUGGUAAAAACUUCAGAAAUUAAUCAUAUAUACAAUAGAUUAGAACUAAACUGUAAUCAGGUGUGAUGUUUUCUUUCUUGUGCCAGUUUUUAUGUGUUUGUUUGUGAAAUCUUGAGAAUAAACUUCUUUUAAAAUGUU
This is a messenger RNA of Xyrichtys novacula (pearly razorfish), 26293 nucleotides long. The record is from the annotation of a GenBank genome assembly. NCBI's taxonomy places the organism in Eukaryota, Metazoa, Chordata, Actinopteri, Labriformes, Labridae.